Molecule: messenger RNA, 2180 nt
Organism: Linepithema humile (Argentine ant)
Lineage: Eukaryota; Metazoa; Arthropoda; Insecta; Hymenoptera; Formicidae
Biological process (GO): poly(A)+ mRNA export from nucleus
Cellular component (GO): nucleus; nuclear speck
Molecular function (GO): mRNA binding
Source: RefSeq, a predicted model, not a curated record
UGCGUAACUUCUCCGCCGCCUGUCGAGUGAACGUACUAGUUACACUGUUGUAACGUCCGUAACCUGAAAUUACUUGGUUCUUCGAUUUGGUUUGAUUCGCUUGUGUGUUCGCGUUUUCAGUACGAUCGAAUUAUUACGGUAUGGCUGAUGCCCUAAGUUUAGAUGACAUAAUUAAAAAGUCGAAAACACCAGGAAUGAGAGGCAGAGGGGUACGAAGAGGACUGAGCAGAGGCUCUCGCAUGAAUGGUUCUGUAAGAGGACGCGGCUCACAUGUGAUUAAAGAUGCACGGUUUAAAAUAAUACAGAAGAAUCGUGAAAAACUGACCGACGCUAGAGACAAGCUGGCGGAAAUAGCGAAACAGAGCGAUGCGAGACUCAAGUUAGACAAGAUUCGUGCGUCUCAGUAUAAGAAGAUAGAUGCGCAGAUUCCCGGAAUUUCACGUAAAACUGGUCGAAAUGGCAGGCUGUCGUUAUCAACGAACAAAGUACCACCCUUGAUGCCGCAUGCUUUACCACCAAAUAUACCAAACAAUUACAUGCCACCUCCUACAAGAGCGGUGGGCUAUAGACCAGCUUCCCUUUCUGAACCGCAUUACUUAGGAGAUAUGAGUAUGGAUUAUACUAACGAUUAUCUAAUGGAUUCCCCUUCAUUGAGAAGAACUGUGAGUAACGAAUAUGCACCGACACCACCACCUCCACCUCCUGUGUUCAGUAUUAAUCCGACUUCUCCUUACACUUGGGUGAAGCCUGCGAGCAGCAAUGCGGCUAGGAUUCCGGCUCGAAAAUCUGACAUGGAAAGGGAACGAGAGAGACAGAGAGAUUAUAAACUCGUUGUACGCUCCGCGAUGACGAAGACUGCUUCCCCUCCUUAUAAAGAAGACUGGAGUUUUGGCACAAAGUCGAGAACAAUUCUAGCGGAGGAAACAACAGAUUCCAAGUACUAUGAAUCCAGAAGUCUUCGAGAUAUGGGGAUUAAAUCGCGUCUUGAGUCAUCCGCGAAUAAAUCGAGGACAAUAAGCGCUUUAUCGCGACCGAAAGUAACUUCCAGUUCAUCAACGCAGUCGACAGGCUAUCGAAUUGUAGUGUCCAACUUGCAAGCGAACGUCACGCAGGAGGAUAUCAAGGAGUUAUUCGAAGACGUUGGAGAACUGCUCGUAUCGAGAUUAGUGCGUCCAGGAACGGCGGAAGUGAUCUACAAGACGCUGAAAGACGCGACUAAAGCUGUGGAAACUUAUCACAAUCGACAAUUGGAUGGUCAUCCAAUGAAAUGUCUUCUUGUUAAUCCGCGACCAAAAAAUAAUCCAACUGGACCAGCUGUUCGUUCUCUCACUGAGUCGAGGCGCAGUGUCAGCUCAAGUUAUGUACAGCCGAGUUUAGGAGCGGUGCAUCGCGCGUUAUUCGAUGAUUCUUAAUCGAAUGUUUGUGCACAUCUUUUUUGAUAUAAGUUAAUACUAAGAUAUGUCAUGUACAUGUAACAGAUAUGCAACAUAAUAUUAGGGCAGCGAAUGGAGAGAAAACAAAAUGCAGGUUGCGUAUCUGUGGAACACGCACGUUUACACGUGCGCAAAUCGAAUUCCCAACUGCAAGUCUAUCAAUAAACUUGUACCACUCAUCAUUAUUAUCUUCAGUCUAUGCGGUCUAUACAGUCAGCUAACACUGGAACGUCUGUAGAUUGUUCUUGUUAUUUUUGGAUCACUUUUAUUACGCUUUGUUUUUCAUCUGCAUUUUUGUUUCUCCGGGUGUAUUAUUUAAAAGUAAUAAAUUAUAUCGAAUUGAAAAUGUUCAAAGGACAAAGGGCCUUCGUUUCUUACGCGGCAGGUGAUGAAAAAAUUUAGGCGUUCUGGUGUUCUGGUGUUCUGUUAAAAUAGAGAAAAAAAAAAAAAAAGACUUACACUAGUAGAACUGUCAAAAUCGUAUAUCGGGUGCAAGUUAUCUCUUGUACAUUUAACAUGUCGGAAUAAAAUGGUAUUCACUCAUAUCUUUUAUCGAUGUUUUGUCCACAGGAAAGAAUCUAAUAGAUUUUUAUGUAAGUAUAUUCAUGAAUAUAAUCAAUUGGAUGAUUUGUAUAUGAUUUUUAUAGCAUUAAGUUUUCAGUGGCUGUACUGAAUUACAUAUUUCUGCAUGUUCUUAUAGCAAGGUAUAUAGAAGUAAAUACGAAAUAAAUUUUCUUUCUCAUCGAC